CUGUCCGCGGCUCACCGUUGGCCCAUAUUCGAACAAACGACAUUUCCUGGCCGCAGUUUGUCACGUAUCAAACCGAAACGUGCAGUACUGGUACCAAGAUUUGACAUUGAUAUUGAAUUUCAGUUGUGGGUGAAAACGGCAAUAAAAGUGUGUUUCCAAAUUGGACGUCCUGAAGGGCUUUCCUUUGACAUUCGUUAGAUCGGGGACUUAUAAAAGAAAACAUCAAAGAUGACGAAGAAGAACGUCUUCAAGAACGCAGAGGAUACCAAAAAAUAUCAUCUCAGUGACUUUAAUUCUCAGGCAACUCCAUUGUCUAGGACGUCAAUGAAAAGUUUACAACAUGUUCCGUGCAAGUUUUUUCGUCAAGGAACGUGUACAAGUGGAAAAAACUGUGUGUUUAGUCAUGAUUUGGAGCCAAAUUCCGAAAAAACUGUGUGCAAGUAUUUUCUGAAAGGCAAUUGCAAGUUUGGAUCUAAAUGUGCUCUAGAUCAUGUGUAUCCCGAUGGUAAACGAGUGAAAUCUCGAGCCAUUAUCAACGGCACUGCUCUCGCGGGCACAUCAGCAUCUCCUCCUCCAUAUGCAGGAAAUAUCAGUGGUCCUCCCUUGACUGCCAUGGCAUCGAACAAUGCGAAGACUGACGGAGCAGGUGAACGAGCAUCGGUUUCUUCGGUUCCUAUACCGAAAAAGGCAGUAGGAACUGUAAGCCGUACCCCUUCACGUUCCAUCAGCUACAGCUCUGCCGAUCCUGGCUCCAUUUCCGGUACCAUUGGCUUGGGUUCCUUGCCUGCAGCUGUGGAUCCUUUGAAAACAACUAGUGCCACGGAGGGUACUGGUACCGAUGGAAUCUCUCGUGAACAAGGAAAUGACAGCUUUUCUCAUCAACCUAGUGUUCCCUCUUCUCCUUCAAAUAGUCUUUCAAGAAAGGAUUUGCUUAGCAAGCUUACCCAAGGAAACGGUGUAGGAUUUUCUCCCAUAAAACCCAACCCUGCUCCAUCUUCUCUUGAUAAUAUGUUCUCGUUAUCAACUCGUAGGAUGAUGCCCCCCAUGCAUAUUACCUCUGCAUUCCCUUCUCUAGGAACUAGUCCUGCGUCGCUGCGGACAGACCCGUUCGCUUCGGCGAACGUUUCUCGAGCGCCAUUCUCACCUUCCUUUUCUGCCGUAUCCCGUUUCUCCGUGUCACACACAAGCAACGGCAGCACUCCAGGAAACCUGGCGUCCGCGUUCAAUGCAUCUGCGGAAAAACAAAGUGUAAAGGAUGAUUCAGAAGAUUUUGCCAAUGAAGAGGAUUUCGUACCGAACAGUCUGCAAGAAUUGCUUACGCCUCAAGAACUCGAACGACGACUUAGUCACUUUGAGGAGGUCUCGGGAAGCAUGACUUCGUCACGUUUCAUUUCCAAGACAUCUUCAAACAUCAUUUCAAAUGGUGGAUUUACGGUUGGUUCAGUGAACGCGGCUGCAUCCGUAUCAUUUACGGGGACACCCACGUCUAGUAGGUUUGGAGCGAUCUUUGAAAAGAACAAAAUGCAAGAUCCACUGCAGUCACCGUUUACGAAUUCACCAACCCUAGCUUCCCCAAUGACGCCUGGUGUAUUGGAGUUUCACAAAAAUAAUUCAUUAGCAAAAGGCGGUAGUAAUACUGCUGGGAAAAAUUCCUUGUUUACUAUACCAAGUGAAAAUUAUGAACAGCAAGCUGAUGACGAAACACAGUUUCAGAUGGAUGAAGCUUAGAACAGGCUUACUUUCGAUUCUCUCAUAUAUGUACGCUCACAAGCAACAAUGAUAACAUUGGAUGUCUUUAAAUCUGCGUCAUACCUUUGUUUUAUAAAAGCGUCUGUGAAAGCGCGAGAGUUCUUUUAACCUGUCUAAAAACUUUAAAAAAAUCGUGUAUUUCUCGUUUUAAAAAAGAAAGAAAAAACUGCCUAUUUAUUUUCCAGGCUUCGAUCUCAUACAAUUAAUAUAGGAAAAUAGUUUCGACUUGUGGAGGAGUCGUAUUCGUGUAAUUGAUUUAGUUUCAUGUACUGUAAAACAAUUGAGACUUAUUUUCCCAAGUGUCGAAGGAAAGAGCAGGAAAGAGCAAAC
Schizosaccharomyces japonicus yFS275 is the source of this 2079-nucleotide messenger RNA. RefSeq names its product zinc finger protein Cps3. The record is from RefSeq and is a predicted model, not a curated record. NCBI's taxonomy places the organism in Eukaryota, Fungi, Ascomycota, Schizosaccharomycetes, Schizosaccharomycetales, Schizosaccharomycetaceae. The transcript is spliced from 3 exons. The coding region runs from base 229 to 1728 and encodes 499 amino acids. Gene Ontology annotation, biological process: protein polyubiquitination. Gene Ontology annotation, molecular function: metal ion binding; ubiquitin protein ligase activity.